Molecule: messenger RNA, 2684 nt
Organism: Vicia villosa (hairy vetch)
Lineage: Eukaryota; Viridiplantae; Streptophyta; Magnoliopsida; Fabales; Fabaceae
Product: disease resistance protein RPV1-like
Exons: 5
Coding region: 168-2552 (794 amino acids)
Biological process (GO): defense response; signal transduction
Molecular function (GO): ADP binding
Source: RefSeq, a predicted model, not a curated record
AAUUUUUAUGAUCUCUGCCUGCCAGUGUUGACUCAAGACAGUAACCCUGACGACUUGAAGUUCACAGAAUUUCUCAUCCUUUUCCUUUCCAUCUUUACUAAUUCUUUUGAAAUUCAUCACUAUUUUUUUAGAAAGGUUUCGCCAUCUCCACUUUCUGAUUCAACUAAAUGGAUAAAAUUAAAAUGAAGGUUACAGAGCCUUCCUCAUCAUCCUCAUCAAAGUUGCCAUUUCCAACUACUGAACAAGUAAUAAAGAUCCAUGAUGUGUUCUUGAGUUUCAGAGGAGAAGAUACGCGUGCUUGCUUCACUUCACAUCUCUGUACCGCUCUUCAAAAUGCCGGAAUUAAGGUUUUUAUUGACGAUAAUGACCUUCAAAAAGGAGAUCAUAUUUCACCAUCAUUACACCUAGCAAUCCAGCAGUCUCAGAUUUCUAUAGUUGUUUUCUCUAUAAAUUAUCCCGAUUCACGAUGGUGUCUCGAUGAAUUGGAAAACAUAAUGGAGUGUCACAGAAGCGACAGACAAGUGGUUGUGCCAGUGUUCUACCAUUUAGAUCCCUCUGAAGUGCGUAAUCAGAGAGGCGAGUUUGGAGAAGCUUUUCAACGUCUUUUGAACAAAAUGAAAAAGGAUGUAAAUUUCGAUUUACUGUGUGAAAGGGAAUUGGGGUGGAGAGCGACGCUUCAUCUGGCGGCUAACAUUGCAGGGUUCGUAAUACUAAACUCCAGGAAUGAAAGUGAGGAUAUCAAAACUAUUGUCGACAAAAUUUCAUAUUUGUUGGACAAGACAGAUUUGUUUAUUACGCAUAAUCCCGUGGGAAUUGAAUCUCGAGUGCAAGAUGUGAUUCAACUUCUACCCAUCCAAUCAAAUGAUGUUCUACUACUAGGGAUGUGGGGCAUGGGGGGAAUUGGAAAAACAACCAUUGCAAAAGCCGUUUACAAUAAGAUUGGCCGCAAUUUUAAAGGUAGGAGCUUCCUUGCUAAUAUUAGGCAAAAUGGGAGGAAAAUUGAUGGACUAGUGGGUUUACAAAAGCAACUUCUAUUUGAUAUCUACAAAGAAUCGCCAAUCAAGACACAAUACAUUCAGUCGGGAAUAGCCAUAUUACAAAAUAAACCCAAUAAAAAGAAAGUACUUAUUGUACUUGAUGAUGUGAGUACGUUAGAGGAAAUGAAUACUUUUUGUGGAAGUCGUAAAUGGUUUGGUCAAGGGAGUAUAAUAAUCAUCACAACCAGAGAUAUGCAUUUACUUAAUGGGAGAGUUGACCAAAUAUACAACAUGACAAUAAUGAAUGAAAGUGAAUCAAUUGAGCUUUUUAGUUGGAAUGCGUUUAAGAAAGCGAGUCCUACAGAUGAUUUUAAUAGAAUUUCCAGAAAUGUAGUUGAAUAUUGCGAGGGAUUGCCGCUAGCUCUUGAAGUUCUUGGGUCUUUUUUGUAUCAUAAGACGGAAUCUGAGUGGGAACUUGUAUUGGAGAAACUCAAAAGAAUUCCUAAUAACCAAGUACAGAAGAAGUUAAGAAUAAGUUAUGAUGGUUUAAAUGAUGACGAUGAGCAAGAAAUAUUUCUUGACAUAGCUUGUUUCUUUAUUGGGAUGGAUCAAAACGAUGUUAUACUUGUAUUGAAAGACUGUGGACUUUCUGCUGAAAUUGGAAUAAGUGUCCUUGUUGAGCGAAGCCUUGUGAUUGUUGAUGAUAAGAACAUUCUUGGAAUGCAUGGUUUGGUGCGAGAUAUGGGAAGAGAAAUUGUUCGUGAGGAAUCACCAAAGAGGCCCGAGGAACGUAGCAGGUUGUGGUUUCCUAAGGAUGUGAUUGAUGUACUAUCCAGAGAAAAUGGAAAAUAUGGUGUUUUGGGACUGGCUUUGAAGCUUCCUAGAGCUAGAGGAAGAUGUUUUAGCACUACAGCUUUUGAGAAGAUGGAGAGACUCAGAUUCCUUCAACUUGAUGAGGUAACACUUAUUGGAGAUUUUGAAUAUGUUUCUAAAGAUCUUAGAUGGCUGUCAUGGAAUGGAUUAAGUCAAAUACCUUCAAACUUCCAUAAAGAAAAUUUAGUUUCCAUCGAACUUGAGAACAACAAAGUCAAACUUCUAUGGAAGAAGACCCUGAGGAUGGAGAAGCUAAAAAUUCUCAACCUUAGUCAUUCUCACUUUCUCACACGAAGCCCUGACUUUUCAAACAUGCCUAAUCUUGAAAAGCUAGUACUCAAAGAUUGUCCAUUGUUGUCUGAGAUUUCUCCUAGCGUUGGACAUCUCAAUAAAAUUCUUCUGAUAAAUUUGGAAGACUGUGUUAGCCUACGUAGCCUCCCAAAAAGCAUCUACAAGUCGAAAUCUCUGAAAACUCUCCUUCUUUCGGGUUGUUUAAAGAUUGACAAGUUGGAAGAAGAUAAAAUAGAAUUUUCAACCACUCUCCUUACAUAUUACACUGCAAUAAAAAGAGUACUCUUUUCAGUAGUAAGUUCAAAAAGCAUUGGAUAUAUUUCUAGGUGUUGCUAUGAGGGAUUUUCACUUGAUGCGUUUCCAUCUAUCAUUUGGCCUUGGAUGUUGAGAUAUGCACUGAUUUGUAUAUAAUUUUUGUAAUCAUUAGGAUUGAUUGUGUAUUGAUUCACAUACUCUCUUUUUUCCCCGCGUUUAUGUUUGAUGUAUGUGUAUCAGCUCAUACAUUUGAAAUCUUUAUGCUAUAUAUGUUGACAUAUUUAUUCA